Messenger RNA from Sorex araneus (European shrew), 1618 nucleotides. RefSeq names its product methyl-CpG binding domain protein 3 (gene MBD3). The transcript has 6 exons. The record is from RefSeq and is a predicted model, not a curated record. NCBI's taxonomy places the organism in Eukaryota, Metazoa, Chordata, Mammalia, Eulipotyphla, Soricidae. Gene Ontology annotation, molecular function: DNA binding. The coding region runs from base 194 to 970 and encodes 258 amino acids.
GGCUGGCGAGCGCGGGGAGGGGGCCGAGAGGGCGGCAAAGCCGGCGCGCGCCCGGCUUGGGGCGGAGGGCGGGGGCCCGGGGGCCGGAACAGCUGCGGCGAGUGGCGGCGGCGGCGGCGGAGGCAGCGGCGGCGGCGAGCGGGGGUCCGCGCGGCGGCGGCGGCGGCGGCGGCGGGCCGAGGAGCCGGGCGCGAUGGAGCGGAAGAGCCCCAGCGGGAAGAAGUUCCGGAGCAAACCGCAGCUGGCACGCUACCUGGGGGGCUCCAUGGACCUGAGCACCUUUGACUUCCGCACGGGGAAGAUGCUAAUGAGCAAAGUGAACAAGAGCCGGCAGCGCGUGCGCUAUGACUCCUCCAACCAACUCAAGGGCAAGCCCGACCUAAACACGGCGCUGCCCGUCCGGCAGACGGCGUCCAUCUUCAAGCAGCCGGUGACCAAGAUCACCAACCAUCCCAGCAACAAGGUGAAGAGCGACCCCCAGAAAGCCGUGGAGCAGCCUCGGCAGCUCUUCUGGGAGAAGAAGCUGAGUGGCCUCAACGCCUUUGACAUCGCCGAGGAGCUGGUGCAGACCAUGGACCUCCCCAAGGGCCUGCAGGGGGUGGGCCCGGGCUGCACGGACGAGACGCUGCUGUCGGCCAUCGCCAGCGCCCUGCACACCAGCACGGCGCCCAUCACCGGGCAGCUGUCGGCCGCCGUGGAGAAGAACCCGGGCGUGUGGCUGAACACGGCGCAGCCGCUCUGCAAGGCCUUCAUGGUGACCGACGAGGACAUCCGGAAGCAGGAGGAGCUGGUGCAGCAGGUGCGGAAGCGCCUGGAGGAGGCGCUCAUGGCCGACAUGCUUGCGCACGUGCAGGAGCUGGCGCGUGACGGGGACGCGCCCCUCGGCCAGGCGCCCGCCGACGAGGACGACGACGACGAGGACGACGACGACGACGAGCCCGACCAGGACCCGGACCUGGAGCGUGUCUAGAGCCGGGUGACCGCGGGCGCCUGGGACCUGUCCCCGCGGGCGCCCGCCCCGACGCCCCCUCGGCCGCGUCUCCGCCCGGCCCCGCGGCUUGCCCUGGACUCCUUGGGGGUCGCCCGCAGAGGCCGAGGAACAGUUGCACCUGGGUUGGGUACGAGCGGCCCCCGGGCCCGGCGCCCCCGCCUGCGCCCCCGUCCACCGAGGGCCUCCCCCCGGGCCUGCGUGGACAGCAGCUCAGCCCGGGGCUCUGGAAGCUUCGAUGGCGAUGGGGCAGGUGACCGUCUCAGAGCCGCACCUGCCCGUGGUCGCUGGUUCCCUGGGGCGCCAGGGGGCUGCCCACCUCGCGCUGGGGGUCUGUGGCACUGAGGCAGCGGGGAAGGGGCCUCUGCACGCCGCACCCCUGGCAGGCUCUGCCCCCCACCCCCACCCCUGCACGACCGGACAUUCGGCCCUGCGCCCAGGGCUGUUGGGAAGGUGCUGGGGGGCUUUGGUGCCCCCCCCACCCCAAUCCCGUCCCGCCCCCAAGUCCUGUCCAAGCACAAAUUCACGAAGGCCACCACGUGUGGCCCCAGUGCCCAGCUGGUGCUGGAGCCCUCGGGGGGACCCUGCUCAGCAGAGAAUAAAGCCAUCUGGGUGUGUGGUCUGUUGUAA